CGAAAUUGUAUGCUUUGGAAACACUACGUGCCACUUGCGGGAAACAGUAUUGAAGCAAAAUCGAAGAGGAAAGGAAAAGGCUGUGUCGCUACAGUGAAGGUGUGUACUGGUUGAAUUAAAGUUAAAAUAAUAGAAAUGGGAGAAAAAGACGGAGCGUAUGAUGAUUCUGUUGAAGAACGUGUCAUCAAUGAAGAAUACAAGAUAUGGAAGAAAAAUACACCAUUUCUGUAUGAUCUUGUCAUGACCCAUGCUUUAGAAUGGCCCAGUCUUACUUGCCAAUGGCUUCCUGAUGUGACCAAACCUGAGGGGAAAGAUUACACAGUUCAUCGUUUGAUUCUGGGCACCCAUACUUCUGAUGAACAGAAUCAUUUGAUCAUCGCGAGUGUUCAACUUCCAACUGACGAUGCUCAGUUUGACGCCUCACAUUAUGACAGCGAGCGUGGGGAGUUUGGCGGCUUUGGUUCUGUCAGUGGAAAGAUUGAAAUUGAAAUUAAAAUCAACCAUGAGGGAGAAGUAAACAGGGCCAGGUUCAUGCCUCAGAAUCCAUGCAUCAUUGGAACAAAGACUCCAUCCAGCGAUGUGUUGGUGUUUGACUACACAAAGCAUCCUAGCAAACCAGAUCCAUGCGGAGACUGCAAUCCUGAUUUGCGUCUGCGUGGUCACCAGAAGGAAGGGUAUGGCCUUUCUUGGAAUCCAAAUCUAAGCGGCCAUUUGUUAAGUGCAUCUGAUGAUCAUACCAUUUGUUUAUGGGAUGUUGGUGCCACACCACGUGAAGGGAGAAUUCUGGAUGCUCAACAUAUUUACACAGGUCAUACAGCUGUAGUUGAAGACGUAUCUUGGCAUUUAUUGCAUGAAAGUUUGUUCGGUUCAGUUGCUGAUGACCAAAAAUUGAUGAUUUGGGAUACACGUUCUGCUGCUUGUAACAAACCAAGUCAUGUUGUUGAUGCACACACCGCUGAAGUAAACUGCCUUUCCUUCAACCCAUACAGUGAGUUCAUUCUAGCAACAGGUUCUGCCGACAAAACGGUUGCUUUGUGGGAUUUACGGAACCUCAAACUUAAGUUACAUUCGUUUGAGUCUCACAAAGAUGAAAUUUUCCAGGUACAAUGGUCUCCACAUAAUGAAACCAUCUUGGCUUCAAGUGGAACUGAUCGGAGGUUAAAUGUCUGGGAUCUGAGUAAGAUCGGGGAAGAGCAGAGUGCUGAAGAUGCAGAAGAUGGUCCUCCUGAACUCCUUUUCGUACAUGGAGGACACACAGCAAAGAUUUCAGACUUUUCUUGGAAUCCCAACGAGCCUUGGGUGUCUUGCUCUGUUUCUGAGGAUAACAUUAUGCAAGUAUGGCAGAUGGCUGAAAACAUCUACAACGAUGAAGAACAAGAUACAGCCGGGUCUUCUACUCCCGCUGCAGAGUUAGAGCAAAAUGCUACCUGAAAUAAUCAUCUAAAAAACAAAACAGUUCAAAAACGGUCUGAAAUAGAUUUGUAAUCUUGGUUUCUUUUGUAUUGGUUAAUAAUAUGUGUCCCAAGGUUAUAUAUUGAGGUAAAUUUAUUUCAGACUGGUUGUAAUACCAAAUACGUAUACAUGAUACCUUUUUAUAAUUGGAAAAUCAUUUUGUUGUGAUAAGUAUAAAUGGAAAUUUUUCGAUGAAUUCAGUCGUAUUUUUUACUUGUAAGGGUUUACCAUUGGUUGUACAUAUGUAAUAAACUAUUAAGCAUACAA
Molecule: messenger RNA, 1719 nt
Organism: Ciona intestinalis (vase tunicate)
Lineage: Eukaryota; Metazoa; Chordata; Ascidiacea; Phlebobranchia; Cionidae
Source: RefSeq, a predicted model, not a curated record